This is a messenger RNA of Lymnaea stagnalis (great pond snail), 4544 nucleotides long. Lineage: Eukaryota; Metazoa; Mollusca; Gastropoda; Lymnaeidae. The record is from the annotation of a GenBank genome assembly.
CUCGGUCUCGGUAAUUAGUUAAACUUAAACUUAUUGAAAAUGUCAGCCUUUCGAGUGUUUUCAAGGUUGCCUCACAGUAAUGCAACUUUUAUACAGACACCUUUGGUUAUAAAUUUAUCACUGCGUAAGUUGAUCGAUAUAAGAGAAUUAAAGAACUGUACCACUCUAGAGUAAAGUUGUAGUAAAAUUAAAUUACACGCAUUCGUGCAUGGUUCAUCCAAUGUCCUCCAAACUAAACAACAAUUAUAUUUAUUAUAUGAUUUUUAAACAUUUUUAAUCUAUCAAGUCUAUCAUCUAUGUAACUAUGCUAUGUCCUAGUAUAGUUACACUAUGUUUAGAUAUUAUAAUCAAAUAAUGAAUAACAUAUACUAUCUGGCAAAUAUAAUAUAUGCGAUUAUAUGAAAUAAAUUUCUUACUCAUGCAUCUAGACUUGAAAUACAUGUUUCUAAUUGUAUUUUUAAUAUUAAUAGGCUGCAGCAAUUCCGUCCUGGUAUCAGAAGUGAGAGGUUGGGUUUAUUAAAAAAUAUUUAAAAUAUUAUUGUAAGGUUUGUAUGACAAAAUUUGCCUUUGGUAUCAAAUGAAAGGGUAAAUGCAAAGAAGAGAUACGACCAAGUUUUUUUUACCGGGUCCGAAUAGCGACGAUGCGUGUCCGGAUCCAUUUUGAGUAAAUGCUAUGCGGUUUCCAUUUGUGGUAGUUUAUUUCAGUAAACUGAUGAAUUAACUUUACAAACAUAUAGCCUGUUCAAUUAUCUUUCAUUCGAUACCAAAUUUUAUCUUACAAACCCAACAACAAUAUUUUAAACAUUUUUUAAUCCCAACCUCUCACUUCUGGUAGCCGGGUCCACACUUCGUUUUUAAUAAAUAUUCUUUUUAAUUUGAAGUUGACUUCUACAGUUCAUAACAAUUCAAUAAGUAAAAUAAAUGCAGAAACUAGAUUCUACUUUAAUGUAUUUCUGCUUUGCCAGUGAAUCCUGGGAAAAGAUUUUAAUAUUUUGUAAUGAAUGAUGGAAUUGUUAGAGGUUUGUUGUAGACACUUUAGAUAAUAAUAUAAAAAAUUCUCAACACAAACUUAUUUUGUUUAUAAACUGUCUUUAAUUAGUGAGCAUUAUUUAUUAAUUAGUAUUUGGCUAAUUUAUUUAACUGCAGUACUUAGCUUAACCGAAUCUAAUAGAACUCCUCUUUCUUCAUAAUCAUACACAUAUAAUAUAAUCAUGUUGUAUCUGUUUCAGAAUGUUCCAGAUGCAUCAAAACAAGCACUCACAGAUUAAAGGAAAGUCCUAACAAAGAUUAUGCUGUUAGUCAAGUAUAUGUUAACAGGAACCCAAGGUACACAUGGUUACAACUUUUUCUUUGUCAUUCUCAUCAGGUCAUCACAGACUCCCAAUAAUAAUAAUAAUUUGCCACUCUACAAUAAAUAUUUAUCAAGGAAAAAUUACUCUUCUGCAACAGCACAUUUUAUGAAUAAGGAUGAAGGAACACAAAUAACUUGGCUCACACCACAUUAACAUCUCUGGAAGAUUGAAAAAGUAUAUAGGAAGUAAUAGACAUUUUAUAAAUAACAAUCGGCUUUAUUUAAGAUUAAAUUGUCACUAAAAGGUCCUACUGGAGAGUAUGAUUUUUUUCCCCCAGAAAUCUUGAAAAACUCGCACUUGCAAGGAAGCGGUUGGGAUGGAGAUUUCAGUCACCACGAAAAGACUACUAUCAUAAGUAAGGAAAAGUUUAAGUUAUUGUAUGAAAAUGCAAUUUUUGGUAAACAGUUAUAAAUUGUACACAUAAAGAUAAUGCAAAUAAAUUUUUUUUCUAAUCAAGUGAAUUGAAUUCCCUUAUUGCAACUUUAAUAAAUUAUGAUGAUUUUGUUUGUUUGUAUUUCCUUUUGUUUAGGUUAGUAUUUUCCCACACUCAGAAACACACAGAGGCUUGGAUUGAACAUUUCACAGGGGAAGUUGUCCUCAUUGCCAGUACUAAGGAAUGGGCUAUAAAAGACCAGCUCUACAGGUUUGUGGCAUUGACUUUUGAAUGUCAGUCAAAGGUUGAAUUGAUAUUAUUAUUAUAGUUUUAUGAUCAUUUAAAAAAAAAAUCCUUUAUACAUACUUUGCUUUUGUUUGUGGCUGGGUGGCAAAAUCUUCGGACGGCUAAUUGACCACUUACCCUCAAGCUAUCAAGUUGGAACAUGGCACAUAGACUCGUUGCCAAUGACAACACAUGCUAUCAAAUUUUCAGCCCCACCCUCCUAACCCCAAAAAUCAGUUUUUCCUGUUUUUCAAGGGAAAAUAAAAUAAAAUUCCUGAAAACUGAGCUAAAUAAGAUUAUUUUUAAAAAAAUAUUGCAAGUACAAUAUUUCUUUUGCUUUUCUGAAAUGGUUGUAUGGUUGGUGACAUAAAUAUGAGGUGUAAAAGCUGGUGGGUCAUAAGAAUAUCAAUAUAGUUGAGGGGCUUUAUAAAAUGUGUGGUUGCAAGUGGGGAGGUGGGGGGGCACACUAAUUCAGAUUCUUAUAAAAUGCAUCAUCUGUGUCGCGCUGCGCCCCCUCAUUGCUCAAUAUUACAUUUUAUUUAGCAGUAGAAAGAAAAAAAUACGUUUCGAUUUUGAAUGUGUCACCAUUGCCCUUAUUUAUUUUAUAGCUUGAGAAAUAUCUGGCCAACUGCUGGUGUUUUGAAAAGUUGAAAUAUUGUGUUGUUAGCUACAUUUUAAAAUAAGAAUGUAAAUAAAAAUAGAACUAAUUGCUUCUUAAGUCAGGUGUUCUUAACCUUUUUGCAGCACUGCACCUCCUGUUGAUUUCAAAGAUUUCCUGCAGGCCAUUCUCAAUUUCAAAACAUAGUUCUUGCACGGUUAGGAUAAAAAUGCAUAGAAAAAUAAAAAUAUACCUGAUUUCUUGGUCGUCCCGCACCCCCUGACACUGCCUCUGGCACCUCCAGAGGGUUGCAGGCAUCCCUGGUUAACAACUCCUCUCUUAAGUCUACUGUAAAUUUCCAACACUACCUUCAGAAAAAGAUAAAACAAAGUUUAAUGGCUCAUUUUAUUGCUCAAUUUCCAGUAUUUAUGCGAAUGCAUUUAAAUUUAACUUUGGUCUGAUUGGUUGCAUUUACCUUGUUUUCAAGCGCCAAUGACGUAUCAGCAAGUUCAAAUAUUGGCAAAAUUCUGGCACAAAGAUGUCUGGAAAGUGGAUUAACAUCAGUAUUCUUUGAUGAGGCCGGUGUUAAUAAACAGGCGCCAAGGGUAAGGAGGCCAAUUUUUGGUUUAUCGAAUCUUUAAACCGUGUUUUCCAGCUUUUUGAGUUGAAAAAAUGUUUCACAACAACCAUGUAAUCCUUUCAUAACUAUGUGAUCAUAAGACUAACAAUACCGAAUAUUUAAGGGAUGCUCUUGACUGUCCAUAAAUUGAAAGGCAAGUCUUUUUGCAUGACUCAGAAAAUUCCUUAUCUAACAUUAUUUGUCCUGUUUACAUUUAGAAAUUAGUCAUUUGCUUUUAUUGUAAUCAGCAAAACUAAUGGUACAGAUUUGAAACUAAAAGAAUUUCAGAAUUUGAGAAUAACAAAUCAGCUAACCGAAGAGGAGUUUUAAUUUCAUUUAAUCUCCAUAUAGUUGAAAAUCGCAAAUAACGCUUUUUGAAAAAUUUCCCUAUUGGUCAACUUAACAAAAUAAAUAAGCAAAAUAAGUGCCUCCAUAUGUUAACAAAUAAUACUUGAUUAAAUGUGUGUAUCACGUCUAUGUGUUCUCUUAGUCAGAGAAAUACAUGUAAAAUAAGUGUGUCCAUAAAUCAUUCCAUUUCAUAAUAGAAAUCUAUUUAGUUUUCUUUCUUACUUAAAUGCAAUAUCAUAAUUAAUGACAUUUAUUUACAUGUUAUUAUCAAGUUAUUUUCCAAUACCGCCAGAGGUAUUACAUUCCUGAAAUUGUUCUUUCUCUCCAAGGUCGCAACAUUUCUGGAACAGUUUAAGAAUGCCAACAUCUCCCUGACUGAACCAAAGAUGGUGACGCCCCAGUUCAGGCCAGGAAUAGACUAUGAUAACUACAACAGAUACGCUGAGCCCAAAGAAUGGCAGGAGGACUACCAGAAAGUUUGACAAUAAACCCUCUAGUUGUAUGAAUGCAAGUGUUUUAGUGAACGUUUAAAGGAUGAUAUAUAUGCAGCAUGUCAAAGAAUUAAUUAGAUUCAUGUCAUCAGCAUGAAUUUCAUUCAUUAUUUUAUGUUCACAUUCAGCUUCCUUAAUAUUUUCAUUCAUUAUUUUAUGUUCACAUUCAGCUUCCUUAAUAUUUUCAUUCAUUAUUUUAUGUUCACAUUCAGCUUCCUUAAUAUUUUCAUUCAAUAUCAACCGACGACUAAUACAGUUAAUUUUUUUCUUGGACAUCGGUGUCAUUGAUUAAAAAAAAAAUUCAAAUGCAAUUUAGGACCUUCAGAAUAGAUAUUAUUAUAGACUGCAUUUAAAAAGAGAAUUUCUUGUGAAUGAUAUGUGUGAUCUUUAUAUUUGUUUGAUAAUGGUCAACUAUGUACCGAUUUCAUGUUUAUAUGAUUUAAAAAGAUGUGGAGGAGAAAAAUUAAAAACUUAAAAU